Messenger RNA from Bathycoccus prasinos, 2067 nucleotides. RefSeq names its product ABC transporter related. Gene Ontology annotation, molecular function: ATP binding; ATP hydrolysis activity; ABC-type transporter activity. Gene Ontology annotation, biological process: transmembrane transport. Lineage: Eukaryota; Viridiplantae; Chlorophyta; Mamiellophyceae; Mamiellales; Bathycoccaceae. Gene Ontology annotation, cellular component: membrane. The record is from RefSeq and is a predicted model, not a curated record. The coding region runs from base 1 to 2067 and encodes 688 amino acids. The transcript has a single exon.
AUGUCUGCUUUUACGAAGAAAGGUGGUGGAAAUGGUGGUAAGACUUCAGGAGCAGGCGAGGACGUGGAAAAUCCACCACCUUUACCUGCGGUGAAAGCAGCCGGUGUGACGGCUUUGGAUAAUGUCCAACGAAAAGAAAGUAGUGGUGACGCCGACGAAAUGAAUGGAAAGAACAAGCGGGAGUCUAAUCUGAACAAAAAAAUGGAUAAACUCGCCAAGAAGGAGCAAAAGCAAUCGUUUUGGAAGUUACACAAGGAAGAAUUGUGGUCUUUGGUUCCGUAUUUAUGGCCGAAAGAGCAGAUAUGGAUCAAGUUCAUGCUCUUGUGCGCGAUAUUUUUCUUGUUGGCGAGUAAACUGUGCAACGUGACUUCUCCGAUUGCGUUGAAAAUAGCGGUGGAUCGAGUGAGCGAGAACAGGUCGGACAUUGAGUGGGCGAUUGUUGCGUACGGGGCGUUACGAUUUGGCGCGAACUUCUUUGGCGAGUUGAAAGAUAACUCUUUCGCGUACGUCAGCGCGCACGCGUCGAGGAAGAUUUCAUUGAGAGUGUUUACGCACGUGAUGGAUUUGUCGCUCAAGUUUCACAUCACGAGGAAAACUGGGGCGGUCAUACGAGGGUGCGCCAGAGGUUCGGAGUCCUUCGCGUUGCUUUUGAAGUAUAUAUCGUUUCAAAUCGCGCCGAUUUUUAUCGAGGUUGCCAUGGUGUGUUGCUUUUUGUUGGUGCAAUACGAUUGGUAUUUUGGGAUCAUAACGUUUUUCGUGAUUUUCGCUUACAUUGGUUUUACGGUACCGUUUACCGAGUGGAGAAAUAAGUUCCGACGGGACCAAACGGAAGCGGACGAUCGGUUUAAUCAGAAAGCGACGGAUUCGUUGUUGAACUUUGAAACUAUUAAACUAUUCUGCGCGGAGCCGCACAUCGCGCACACGUACGACGAAGCGCUGAAACAGACGCAAAAGGCGACGCUGAAGACGACCCAAUCUUUAGCCGGUUUGAAUUUAGGACAGGCUCUGAUUAUAACCGUAGGUAUUACGGCGAGUAUGGGAUUAGCCGCGGAACAAGUCGUCGAUGGCAAGAUGACAAUUGGUGAUUUUGUUCUGGUGAAUACCUUCAUCUUGCAACUGUACGUGCCUUUGAACUUUUUGGGCACGUACUAUCGAAUGAUCAAGCAGUGCAUGGUUGACGUAGAGGCGAUGUUUAGAUUGAUGGGUGAAAAUCAAGAGGUUGCGGACGCAGAUGACGCGAAAGACUUAGUCUUGGCGAAUCCUUCGCAAGCAAAGAUUGAAUACGAAAACGUGUUCUUUUCGUACGAUCCGAAGGAAGAUCGGAAAAUCUUGAAAGGCGUUUCGUUCGUCGUCGAGCCGGGGCAAAAGUUGGCGUUAGUUGGCGAAUCCGGAGCCGGUAAGUCUACUAUCGCUAAGUUAUUGUAUAGACUAUAUGACAUACAAGGCGGUCGAAUUCUAAUCAAUGGACAAGAUGUGGCGAAAUGUACGCAACGCUCGGUGCGAUUGAACAUUGGCAUCGUGCCGCAAGAUUGCGUCUUGUUCAACGACACCAUCGAAUACAACAUUGGAUUUGGGAAACUUGGUCAAGGCGAUGUGGCGACUCGAGAAGAGGUGGAAAGAGCAUCAAAGGCGGCGCAAUUUGAGAAGUUUGUCAACCAAACACCGUCUGGGUACGACACGUUAGUCGGAGAGAGAGGCUUGCGAUUAUCCGGGGGUGAAAAACAACGUGUGGCCAUUGCGAGAGCGCUUUUGAAAGACCCGCCGAUUAUGGUGUACGACGAGGCGACGUCGAGUUUAGACACGCACACCGAAAAUCAGAUCAUGGAUGCCAUUCGCGUAGCGGCGCAAGGUAGAACGAACUUAGUCAUCGCGCAUAGAUUAUCGACAAUUAUGGAUUCUGAUAAGAUUUUAGUAUUGAGCGGAGGCGAAGUUGUUGAAAGCGGCAAUCACCAAACGUUGUACGCCGACGUGAACGGGAAGUAUAGAAAGAUGUGGGAUUCGCAACUGCAAGCGGCUAUGAAGGAAUCGCCAUCGACUGUAGAAUUGAUGAAGAUGGGAACACAAUAA